GACAAAGAAAAAUUGUAGAGUGGUUGCUGGAGAAGGAGAUCAUUUUUCCAGCCAGCGCAACACUAAGGCAACUUCGUAAGCUUGCCAUAAGUGGUGGAAUGGACGAAGUUUCUGAAAGUCCGGUGAAUAAAUCGGAUAUUGAAUCGGAUGGAAAAGUGUCUGAAAAUGAGCAGAUCGACGAUAUGAAAGAAGAAGAAUUUUUUGACGCCGCAAUAAGGGUGGCUGAGAAAAAGAAGAAACUGGCUGCUUUAAUGGUAAUGGACAACUAUAUGACCGAUGACAUCCGAAUGGUCAAGCAACUUAUUGCCCCUUUUUCUGCCAGUGAAAAUGAUGAAGCCUCUGAAUGGGUCUUGAAUUUUGAACGGAUUUGCGGAGGCGUGAACGAAAGCAACAAUUUUAAGCUUCGUUGUGUGCGCAUGUUGAUGAAGGCGGGAACAGAGGCGGACUUGUUCAUGCGUGUCGACAAAUCAAAGACUUACGACGAGUUUAAGGGAAACUUCCUAAAAACUUUUGGCCGCAGCAAUUCAACUGCCGACGUGGUACUUCUGUUGAAGGAAACCUUUUUCAACCCGGAGAAAAACUCCGUAAUGGGAUAUAUUCUUCGCAUGGAAGAAAUUGCUAUGCGUGCCGACAUCGAAGAGAAAUUGACAGUGCAGUUCAUCGUUGAUGGUUUUCGUGAUCGAUCUUCCAGUAUCGCCUUAUUGUAUUGCGUCGACCAUCGGAAAACUUAAGGAGCUAGCUCGACAAUACGAGGCUUUGAGGAAGAGUACCCAGACGAAUUUUAAGCGCACUGGGAUGACCGCUUCCGGAAAUGACCGGAGCCAGGUGCGCUGCUAUAAUUGUUCAGCACAUGGCCAUUAUGCUUCAUCGUGUCCCGCACCUAAGCGGGAGAAGGGAUCGUGUUUCCAGUGUGGAUCCAUGCAGCACCAGGUGAAGGAUUGCCAACAGAAGCCUAUGCCAACCCAGCGAUCCGUGGGUACAGCCAGCAACCCGCCAAUGGACGACAGAGAGGAGAACAAUAUUUUUGUUCCUAUUGUUAAUCAGCGCUAUUAAUUUGAUACAGCA
Messenger RNA from Drosophila miranda, 1065 nucleotides. RefSeq names its product ATP-dependent RNA helicase glh-1-like. Lineage: Eukaryota; Metazoa; Arthropoda; Insecta; Diptera; Drosophilidae. The record is from RefSeq and is a predicted model, not a curated record. The transcript has 2 exons. Gene Ontology annotation, molecular function: nucleic acid binding; zinc ion binding. Bases 667 to 1053 code for a protein of 128 amino acids.